AUGACUCCCGUGAGGACCCAGCACUGCUUGGCAGGUCAGACAUACGCGGUGCCCCUGAUCCAGCCGGACCUGCGGCGGGAGGAGGCCAUCCAGCAGGUGGCAGACGCCCUGCAGUACCUCCAGAAGGUCUCCGCAGACAUCUUUAGCAGGCAAAGGUCCCAGGAAGAAUCGACAGCUGGCAGCAGCUGUCCCCUUCAGUCGAAGCAGUGCAGGGGGCGCUCUUUCUGGGUGCCUCUGUUCUCAUUUAGGAUUCCUGGAGGAGCUUCUGUAGCUCCGGUCCUGGGAGCGCCCAAGGAGGUGACCGAGCCCUCCAGCGCCCGGGCCUCGCUGCUGGAGUCCAUCCGCCAAGCUGGGGGCAUCGGCAAGGCCAAGCUGCGCAGUGUCAAGGAGCGCAAGCUGGAGAAGAAACUGGAGCAGGAACAAGUGAGAGCCACAAGCCAAGGUGGGGACCUGAUGUUGGAUCUCUUUAACAAGCUGGCCAUGCGGCGCAAAGGGAUCUCCGGGAAAGACCCUAGGUCAGACUCCAUCCCGCCUCUGCCUCGGCAGUGGCAGAGAGAGGACAACGAGGACGGCUGGGAGUCCUAGGGACCUGCGCCAUCCUUCCUCGCAGGCCUGGGCGGCCCCAGGGGUGCGCCUGGACCUUCUUCAAGGACAGGGACGCUGGCUGCAGGCCCCAGAGCUACUGGGGCACCACCGUGUGAUUGCACACCACCCCUUCACCUGAGGGCUCUUAUCGUCCCCGAAGAGACUUGUAGAGACACCAGACACCAGCACUUCGGAUCAAUAAAGCAGUGUGACCAGA
Messenger RNA from Microcebus murinus (gray mouse lemur), 802 nucleotides. The record is from RefSeq and is a predicted model, not a curated record. Lineage: Eukaryota; Metazoa; Chordata; Mammalia; Primates; Cheirogaleidae.